Messenger RNA from Rubroshorea leprosula, 815 nucleotides. The record is from the annotation of a GenBank genome assembly. Lineage: Eukaryota; Viridiplantae; Streptophyta; Magnoliopsida; Malvales; Dipterocarpaceae.
UAUUUCGUCCGUAUUUUCAUUCUCGCCAAACAGCCUACAGCACGCAGGAGAGAGAAGGAGCGCGCCUAGGCUAAUCGGAUUUUAGGGUUGCUCUCCUUUGAUCAUCGCGAAUUUGAUUCUCUCAAACCCUAAUUCUCGGAUCAGGUCUGAGCAUUCUGGUCGUUAGGCUCUUUUCUGUCAACUAAGGUUCAUGUCUGAUCUCGACAUCCAGGUUCCUAGUACCUUUGAUCCUUUUGCUGAUGCAAAUGCUGAUGACUCUGGAGCUGGGGCAAAGGAGUAUGUGCAUAUCCGUAUUCAGCAGAGGAAUGGUAGAAAAAGCCUGACAACUGUCCAGGGGUUGAAGAAGGAAUUCAGCUACAAUAAGAUACUCAAGGACCUCAAGAAGGAGUUCUGCUGCAAUGGCACUGUUGUCCAGGACCCUGAAUUAGGACAGGUUAUUCAACUUCAAGGUGACCAGCGGAAGAACGUCUCCACCUUCCUUGUUCAGGCUGGUAUCGUGAAGAAGGAAAACAUCAAGAUCCAUGGUUUUUAAGUUGAAGCAGCAAAAAUUUCCCAUUACCAAAACAUCCUCCUAUCGUGUCCACCCAUAUCGUACUAUUAUCAUAUCACCUGUGUUGGUUGUUUGACUAUAUAUAUGCAUCCCGUGUUAUCUCAUAUCAUAUUGUCCAGAGUCUGGUUUUUGUAAUCGGUAACCUUGUAUGACUAUGGAAUCUAUGACAGUUUGUUUCCGUGUGGUUAUUGCUAUCCGAAGUUAAACAAGUAGUAGUAUUCUAUUAGCUCGUGCAUCUUAGCUUUCUGAUAGUUAUGUUCCUGAC